GACGCAUGGCACUAUUAAAGCAGUUUACAAGCAGUGCACAGUGUUUUCCCAUUGGCAACGUGUCAGUAACGGAGUUAUUCUUCAUCGUCGAGAUACAUGCAAAUACGGUCAUUAUUAGGAUUUUAAGGCAACUGUCGUCUUGGAGACUCCCUGUGAAAAUGGAAUCGUUUCUACAGAGCUCUCGCGAUGCGCUUGAGAGUUUAAGCAGAGACAGUCCCGGCUUACACAUAGUCAUGGGAAAUGAGGCUUGCGACUGUGACUCAAUGGUGUCUGCCCUUACGUUUGCUUAUUUCCUGUCUAAGACGUUGGAGCCGGGAAAGGUGGCGGUGCCCGUCCUCAACAUCCCGCGGGCGGAAUUCCCGUUGCGGACGGACAACGUGUUCCUCCUGAAAGAGACCGGCCUCGCACAAGACCUGCUGGUGUUCCGUGAUGAGAUCAAUCUCCAGGGUCUGCACCAGGCGAAACAGCUGGCCCUAACGCUGGUGGACCAUAAUGUCCUCCCUAGCGGAGAUGCUUUCCUGGAGGAGGCUGUGGUGGAGGUGAUCGACCACCACCUCCUAGAGAGGAAGCCGUCGCCCGUGUGCCCGGUCACCGUGGAGACCGUGGGCUCCUGCACCACGCUGGUGACGGAGCGGAUCUUGCAGAAGGCCCCCGACCUGCUUGACCAACAGGUGGCACAGCUCUUAUAUGGCACGAUCGUGUUGGACUGCGUGAACAUGGCGCCUGAGGCUGGGAAGGUCACUCCUAAAGAUAGCCAGUAUGCCGUCCUCCUGGAGUCUCGAUUCCCUAACCUGCCACCGAGAGGCGCCCUCUUUCAGUCCUUGCAGAAUGCCAAGUUUGACGUAUCGGGCCUCACCACCGAACAGAUGCUGUUGAAAGACAUGAAGACUGCCUCUGGUGGAGACCUCAACUUGGCUGUUAGUGUUAUUUACAUGACGCUGGAGGCUUUUCUACAGAGACGUGGCCUGCAGCAAGAGCUCUGCGAGUUCUGUCACAAGCACAAAUACAACCUGCUGGUAGCCAUGACGAUCUCAUUUCGUGAAAAUAACGAGCCAUUUCGGCAGCUUGCGGUCUACAGCUCCAGCGCUCUGUACAGAGAGGAGAUGAGCCACGCUUUGCAAAAAGCUCAAACCCCCAGCUUGGAUCUUUCUCCGAUGAGCAGCCCAUACAAUGACGUGAAGGCCUACAUCCAGGGCAACACACUGGCCUCUCGCAAGAAGGUCUUGCCCAUCGUCAAGGACUUCCUCAAGUCUUGGGAGAAAAAAACGGCCCCCUCCGGAAACCUGGACGACCUUGGUGACCUUGAGGGUGUCUGCUGCCCAGGUAUGGAAGAGGGGGGACGGUACCACUCCCACCAGUGCACGGAGGACUCGGGCAUGGAGGAGGACUCGAACGUGCCCCCAACGCCUAUGAACAGCUUGGUGGAGGGCUGCCCGCUGGACGACGGGCUGCCCAAGAUCAGCGAGGAAGCCAUUGUGGAGAAGUUCAGCAGGAUGGCCAGCCGGGACGAGCCCGAGGACGAGAAGGGCGCAGGGGAGCUCUGAAGGUCUCUCUGAAACGCCCAACUUCUGCCUCCCUCGCACCUGGGGCCCACGGAUCAGGAGCCUGUGUGAAACCUGCAUGGUUUUGCUGUGGAACUUGUGGGAUUUAUCUUGGCCUGAACCUGACUGACUGCAUGUGUGUAGUAAAGAUCUGCAUGAACAACGAAGCAACGAAGAGGGGACGAUGUGGAAGAGCAUCUUGGCUGUCGAUGCAGGUCAAACAGAGGUCAAUUGGAGAUGCUAAUAAAUUGGGAAUGUUUCACUGCUUUGGACUAGACAUGCUGCUGUUGAUGUGAUCCAACUGAGAAUGACAACGCCAAGCGUAAUUGCUCAGCGUGUGAGAUAUCUGCUUUAUUAUUAUUUUUGACUAGGUGAGUGGCCCUUGUGGUCUGUAUCUCCAGAUAUAUGAACCACCUUACGAAGUGUCCUCCUGAAAUUAGAAAUCCAAUUAAGCUUUUUUCAUCUUUUUCAUUAAGCCUUGAUGUUUUGAUAUCCAAAGCUAGAAUUUAUGAUCAGUUCAUAAUGUACAUUAGGGGAGAUAGAUUUAAAUUAAAGUGAAGUCGACCGGUUUGGUGAUGGAUUUUACAGCCCUUGAUCCCAAAGCUUUAAACCAUGUGGAUCCUUUCUGAAGUUUGUGAUGUAGGAUGCUCCUUAUUAAUGUUUUGGAAGGAUGCGAAACCAAGUGUGUUUUGUUUUAAACAUAAUAUGAAGGUUCCUAUCAGUGUAGCUGUAUGUGGGCUGCAUGUGAAGAAUGGUACAAAGGGCUUGCCGUACACAAGUUGAAGAAAUGUUGAAGUACAAUCAUGUGAUCCUCAGUAUAGAGGGCACUAGUGUUCAUGGUGGAUAUGUUAUAAAGCUAACUUAUUGAAGGUUUCUUGCCUUUAAUGAAAAACGGUACAAAGAACAUGUAUUACUCAAAAAUGUAAUCAUAUAGAGUAUAUAAUUUAUUAAGAUUAUUAUUUUGGAGUUCAUUAGGUUUUAUGUACGCAUCUUGUCAUGUAAUUUUGGACAAGAGUGUGGCUUUAACAUUUUAAGAUCAGAGCAAUGAAGCUUAUGCUAAGAUCAGUACUCUGUGACUGGUUUGAACACAGGCAGUGUUACUAGAGUUGCCUGUCUGUAAAUUGCAGGUGUGUUGCAGAGUUAAAUUAGACAUGCAUUAUCCAAAAGAAACAUGAUCAUGUGUUUUGGUGAUCUUGGAAAAAAAGAAAAAAAAAAAAAAAUAUAUAUAUAUAUAUAUAUCAGUGUUUUACAGGGUGAGCUUUAAAUUGAUUUUUGAUCACAACAUAAUUUGAGUAAUAUUUAAAAGUGACAUCACUUUGAUUAGGUGAUCUAUAUAAUUUCUAUAGCAUGUACAAAUGCCAAGUUGAGGAUUCCAUUGUUAUAUAUAAAUGUACUUAUAACCACCUUGGGGGGGGGGCAGCAGGCCCGUGUGACUGUUCAUGGCGUUUGCUAAUUUCUCAGUUACUUCACCAGUCACUAUUGGAUGGACAAUGUUUCUUUAACUGAAAAUUGGUCAAGUGUCAUGCGGCAAGUGUUGUUCAACCAUAUCUAUGACCAAAAUAUAGCUAUCUAUUUAUCCAUAAAUUGUACACACCUUACUUGAUAGUUUUACUGGACAAUCAGAUGUCAAUGACCACUUCAUGUCAGACUUAAUUGUUCUUGCCUCAUUUAAAAGUGGGCAAAUAUUGUGGGCAAAAUGUAUUGUUAUUAAUUAAAUGUUCUGUUCAUCCAGAUGUAUUCAAUUGCAAUUUCAAAGUAUUAAAUGAUUUUUAACACGU
Messenger RNA from Alosa sapidissima (American shad), 3319 nucleotides. It is a transcript of the gene prune1, whose product is annotated as prune exopolyphosphatase. The transcript has 8 exons. The record is from RefSeq and is a predicted model, not a curated record. Gene Ontology annotation, cellular component: cytoplasm. Lineage: Eukaryota; Metazoa; Chordata; Actinopteri; Clupeiformes; Clupeidae. Gene Ontology annotation, molecular function: exopolyphosphatase activity. The coding region runs from base 6 to 1544 and encodes 512 amino acids.